AACAAAAAUUAGUAAAAAUUUUGCUUAAAACAUCAUGGUAGUUGUACCCGCUUUGGGCGUUGCAGCCGCCUCUGUGGGCGGCCUGCUCUUCAAAGCUAGCUCGGCUUCAACAGCGGCCGCUACAGCCGGCAUAGCCGCCAUAGGAGCCUCAAAAUUAGGUCUUGCCAUAGCGGCGGCCAUUAAAGUGGCCACCACAAUUAUUGGUGUGGGCAAACUCACCAUAAUACCCUUUCUAGUAGCCGCUAUAGCUUAUUAUAAUUAUGAUUUAUUUGAUCCCGAAAAUCGUCCCUUUAAUGUACAAGAAAUUGAGCGUGCUUAUGAUUUUAUUAUAAUUGGAGGCGGUUCAGCGGGUACAGUGUUGGCCUCGCGUCUUUCAGAGGUGCCACAUUGGAAGAUUUUACUGUUGGAGGCUGGUGGCCAUGAAACGGAAAUAUCCGAUGUUCCAUUGCUGUCGUUGUAUUUGCAUAAAAGUAAAAUGGAUUGGAAGUAUAGAACCCAACCACAAAAUACCGCCUGUCAGGCCAUGAAAGACAAAAGAUGCUGUUGGACUCGUGGCAAAGUUAUUGGAGGUAGUUCUGUACUCAAUACCAUGUUGUAUAUCAGAGGCAAUAAAAGAGAUUUUGAUCAGUGGGCCUCAUUUGGUAAUCCAGGCUGGAGUUAUGAAGAUGUCUUGCCAUACUUUCGCAAAUCGGAGGAUCAAAGAAAUCCCUACUUGGCCAAAAAUAAAAGAUAUCAUGGCACUGGUGGUUUAUGGACUGUACAAGAUGCUCCCUAUAACACACCCUUGGGUCCAGCUUUCUUACAAGCUGGCGAGGAAAUGGGUUAUGAUAUAGUGGAUGUUAAUGGUGAACAACAGACGGGCUUUGCCUUUUAUCAAUUCAAUAUGAGACGUGGUUCCCGCAGCUCUACGGCCAAGUCUUUUCUGAGACCAGCUCGCUUAAGGAAGAAUCUUCAUGUAGCUUUAUUCUCACAUGUUACCAAAGUUUUGACACAUCCCCAAACCAAAAGAGCCACUGGGGUGCAGUUUAUACGCAAUGGCAAAUUGCAAACGGUUUAUGCCACCAGAGAAGUUAUCUUAGCAGCAGGAGCUAUUGGCUCACCCCACCUCAUGAUGUUGUCGGGUAUAGGACCGGCAGAAGAGCUACAAAGAGUAGGUCUGCCUUUGGUACACCAUCUGCCGGGUGUGGGUCAGAAUUUACAAGAUCACAUUGCGGUGGGUGGCAUAGCUUUUCUCAUCGAUUAUCCCAUAUCGAUAGUGAUGAAGAGAAUGGUUAAUAUUAAUACAGCCCUGCGUUAUGCCAUUACAGAAGAUGGUCCCCUGACCUCUAGUGUGGGUUUGGAGGCUGUGGCUUUUAUCAAUACCAAAUAUGCCAAUGCUAGUGAUGAUUGGCCUGAUAUGAGUUUUAUGAUGACUUCAGCUUCCGUCAUGUCAGAUGGUGGUUCUCAGGUCAAGACGGCCCAUGGUUUAACCGAAGAAUUCUAUAAUGACAUGUACGGUGAAGUUAGUAAUCGUGAUGUUUUCGGCAUAUUCCCCAUGAUGCUGAGACCCAAGAGUAAAGGUUUCAUUAAAUUGGCAUCCAAGAAUCCUCUGCGUUAUCCGCUGCUCUAUCACAACUAUCUAACACAUCCAGAUGAUGUAGAUGUUUUACGGGAAGGUGUUAAGGCUGCUGUGGCCAUGGGUGAAACUCAGGCCUUAAAGAGAUUUGGUGCACGCUUCUGGUCCAAACAAUUGCCAAAUUGUCGGCAUUUACCUCACUUCACCGAUGAGUAUUGGAAUUGUGCUAUACGCCAGUAUACCAUGACAAUUUAUCACAUGUCCGGCACUGCCAAAAUGGGUCCUCCCUCUGAUCCCUGGGCCGUGGUAGAUCCUCAACUGAGAGUGUAUGGCAUACCGGGUCUAAGAGUCAUAGAUGCCAGUAUUAUGCCCGCUAUAACCAAUGGUAAUAUCCACGCUCCCGUGGUAAUGAUUGCCGAAAAGGGAGCAGAUAUGAUUAAAGAUCUUUGGCUAAGCUCUUCGCAAUAUCGUGUGAAAAGGGAUAUUCACGAAAAAUCCAAUAUUUGCAAUAUCACGGAUACCUCAAGUAGUUUAGGUGUUAAUAACCUAGAUGAAGUCUCAUAGCAAGUGUGUUCAUAAUUUAGUUAUGUUUUUUUUCCAAAUAAAAUUUAGUUAGUUACUUAAUUAAUUUGUUUAUAAUUUGAUAUUUAUUGAACUGAAAUUUGUACGACUUUUCUUUUUAUAAUUAUUUUACAAUAUUUUAUAGUCUGUUUGGUUACCAGUGAGUUAUUAAAUAAUAAUUUCUUUUAGAUUUAUUUUAUAUUGUUAAUUUGUGUAAAUAUUUCAGUCAGUUAAUGUUACAAAUGUAUUUUCUAAGUAAUUUUUAUAUAAUUUUAAGUUUAUUUUUAAAUGACAAAGAAAAAAAAUAAAUUUUUAAUUUAAAU
This is a messenger RNA of Calliphora vicina (urban bluebottle blowfly), 2439 nucleotides long. RefSeq names its product glucose dehydrogenase [FAD, quinone]. NCBI's taxonomy places the organism in Eukaryota, Metazoa, Arthropoda, Insecta, Diptera, Calliphoridae. Bases 35 to 2119 code for a protein of 694 amino acids. Gene Ontology annotation, molecular function: flavin adenine dinucleotide binding; oxidoreductase activity, acting on CH-OH group of donors. The transcript is spliced from 3 exons. The record is from RefSeq and is a predicted model, not a curated record.